GACUCUUGACCUCAGGGUUGUGAGUUCGAGCCCCGCAUUGGGUGUAGAGAUUACUUAAAAAUAAAAUCUCUAUGACAGGGAAACUAAGUUACUCCCUUUAGGCUAGUGAUGAGGAGCGGAGGAGGUCAUGCAAGUGAAGUGCUGGCGCUCGGGGGGGGGGGGCGGGGGGCCAGCGGCCCAGGGGCUAUCAUGGAAGGGGGGAGCCCUCUCCCUCUUUCCUCACCUUACCACCAGAACUGGACAGCAGCCCGCACGCGGGGCAGCUUCUGUAGGGGAUGGGGGUGCUUCUGCAGGAUUCCCGCCCCCUUCGAUCCAGCAUCUAAAGGGGUACCACCUGACCCAGUACUGGCGUGUGCCUCGCAGUUGGGGCUGUUAGAGCUUUUGAAUAGCACCCCCCUUUACCACCUUCCUCCUCCAGGAGAGGAAUCAGAGCAGUCUUUGGGAACAUGACACGGGCCGUGGCAGGGAGGCUUUGCAGCCCAGAUCGUAUGACUAAUAAAGGGGAAAAGAGCAUGGUGUUUUGGUGGGGAGGGGGGAUUUGUGAGGAACUCCCGCUGCAGGGUACCUCAGAGGUUGCAUGUGGCCCAGGGCGUGGAGGAAGGAGAGCCUUCCCAGGUUUCCUGGAGGGUGGACGAGAGGGGCCUCAGCUCAGCAGGCCUGCUCGGGGAACAGGCCCUCUUGUUAUUCCCAGCUGUGUGCGACUGUAUGGCUCUGGAACCCAGAUCUCCCGCUGAGAACUGGGACCCCAGAGUCCUGACUGUGCCCACCAUGGGGGAAGUAGCUGUGAGGGGCUUUCUGUGCGGUGACCACCACAGCUCAAAUCGGGGUCGCCUGCUAUUCCUCUCGGAUGGGCCUUCCAGCAAGAGCCGAGGUCGGGGGUUGCGUUUCCCUUCCCCCCUUUUAAGCCAAAGUCCCAAAGCCACCAGCGUUCAGAGUAAGGAGUGGGACCCAAGCUGCUUCAUGCUGGGUCUGACAGCCUUUCCAGUGCCCUCCAGAGACUGGAGCAAGCGGGCGUGUGUGUAUGUAUCAGUCUGAGAUCUUUGGUGGUCACCGGGCACCAGAAACCUGCUCCAAGAGUUAUGGGACUGGGGUGUGUGUGUGGGUGUGUGCAGGUCCUCUGCUAAAUUGACUGUCUAGCAGUUGGGCCCAAUAAAAAAACUCUAGUAAAUCUAUUUUGAUACGUAAAUGAGGCUAUUAUAAUGAAAGACAACAUGCACAUCUUUGAUUUUCUUUUGAGCCCUGAAGAUUGGGCCAAAGGGACUUGAGAGUGAUCCAAGAGGCUUCCCUGGACCUAUGGGACUGAGCUACGCCGCCGUGUUGUGUGGAGGUGAAUUGGGAGCAUGCAGAUUACCUCGUGCUGGUACUUCUCCGGGCCAGCAGCAGAACGGGGCUUUGCAAAGAAAAGGAAGAGGCCCCGCAGAAGGGACUCGUUGAGCCACCCCCGCUCUGCUCCAUGUUGGCUGUGCCCUCAGGCUGGCGCCAUGCCCCCCCCAGCAGAGGUGACGGACCCGUCCCAUGCCCCCGCCGUCCUGCGCCAGCUCAAUGAGCAGCGGCUCCGCGGCCUCUUCUGUGAUGUCACCCUCAUAGCUGGAGACACCAAGUUCCCUGCUCACCGCAGUGUCCUGGCUGCUUCCAGUCCCUUCUUCAGAGAGGCCCUGCUCGCUUCAGCUCCGCUGCCCCUCCCACCAGUUACUGGGGGCCCUGCCCCCAACCCCGCCGCCACCACAGCUGCCUCCUCCUCGUCCUCCUCCUCUUCUUCCUCUUCCUCCUCCUCCUCUUCUUCCUCUUCCUCUUCUUCCUCUUCCUCCUCUUCCCCCCCUCCGGCCUCCCCCCCCACUUCCUCCCCCCCCCGGGUCCUGGAGCUGCCAGGGGUCCCAGCAGCUGCCUUCUCUGAUGUCCUCAACUUCAUCUACAGUGCCCGGCUUGCCCUACCCGGCGGCGGAGGGGACGGGGCAGCGGUGGCGGAGAUCGGAGCUCUGGGGCGGCGUCUGGGCAUCUCGCGCCUGCAGGGCCUGGGGGAGGGAGGCGAUGCCUGGGUACCUCCUGCCCCAGCCGCCAUGGCCGCCUCGCAGCCCGCAGACGAGAGCUUCGGGCCUGGGCCGAGGCCCGCCGGGGAGUGGGAGGGCGACAGGGCUGAGGCCCAGGCCUCUGACUCGCAGGCCCCCCUGUCCCGGCGGCCCCUGCCCUGCCCGCGAUGCGGGAAGAGCUUCAUCCAUCCCAAGCGGCUGCAGACCCACGAGGCACAGUGCCGACGGGGGGCCGGCACCCGGGGGUCGGCGGGGCUGGGCUCCGGGGGCUCGGGCCCCAGCGGUCCUGCGGGAGUGGACGCCUCCGCCCUGCCCGCGCCGGUGGGCUUCCGAGGCGGCCCCGAGCACGUGGUGAAGGUGGUGGGCGGCCACGUGCUGUACGUGUGCGCCGCGUGUGAGCGCUCCUACGUGACCCUGUCCAGCCUGAAGCGGCACAGCAACGUGCACUCGUGGCGGCGGAAGUACCCCUGCCGCUACUGCGAGAAGGUGUUCGCGCUGGCGGAGUACCGAACCAAGCACGAGGUGUGGCACACUGGGGAGCGCAGGUACCAGUGCAUCUUCUGCUGGGAGACCUUUGUCACUUAUUAUAACCUGAAGACCCACCAGCGAGCCUUCCAUGGCAUUAGCCCCGGCCUCUUAGCCAGUGAGAAGACACCCAAUGGAGGCUACAAGCCCAAGCUCAAUACCCUCAAGCUGUACCGCCUGCUCCCCAUGCGGGCAGCCAAGCGGCCCUAUAAGACCUACAGCCAGGGAGCCCCCGAGGCUCCCCUCUCUCCAAGCCUCAGCACGCCGGCCCCUGUAGCCAUGCCUGCCAGCCCACCGCCCGGACCCCCGCCUGCCCCCCAGCCCGGCCCCCCACCCUCUGUCAUCGCUUUCGCCCGCCCGGCUCCCUCUGUCAUUGUGCACGGGGGCAGUAGCAGUGGUGGAGCAGGGGGUGGGCCGGCCAACACGGGGGGAGCCCAAGCUGCCUCGGUCAUCACUUACACUGCUCCCCCGAGGCCCCCCAAAAAACGUGAGUACCCACCUCCUCCCCCUCAGCCUGCAGCCACGCCAACCAGCCCGGCCACAGCGGGCAGCCCGGCCACCGCCGCGGGGCCGGCCACAGCCACGGAGGAGGCCAAGGGCCGGAACCCACGGGCUGGAAGGACUCUGACCUACACGGCCAAGCCAGCCGGCGGGAUUGGCGGGGGUGGGGGUCCCCCCGCGGGGCCUGGCCGGGGCCCCUCUCAGCUACAGGCUCCACCUCCACUGUGUCAGAUCACCGUGCGGAUCGGCGAGGAGGCCAUUGUCAAGCGCCGCAUCUCAGAGACUGACCUGCGCCCUGGGGAGCUGAGCGGAGAGGAGGUGGAGGAGAGCGAGGAGGAGGACGACGAAGAGGACGAGGACGAGGACGAGGACGAGGACGAGGACGAGGACGAGGAGGAAUCGAGGGCUGGCGGGGAGGACCAGCUCUGGCGGCCCUACUACUCCUACAAGCCCAAGCGCAAGGCCGGGGCGGCGGGCGCGGGCGGCAGCGGGGGCUUCGCCUGCCCCCACUGCGCCAAGGUGUGCAAGACGGCGGCCGCCCUGAGCCGCCACGGCCAGAGGCACGCGGCCGAGCGGCCCGGGGGCACCCCCACGCCGGUCAUCGCCUACUCCAAGGGCAGCGCCGGCGCCAGAGCCGGGGAGGUCAAGGAGGAGGCCCCCCAAGAGAUGCAAGUCUCCUCGUCCAGCGGCGAGGCCGGUGGCGGGAGCGCUGCUGCUGCGGAGGGAGCGUCCGAGGCCGCCUCUCUCCAGGACCCUGUCAUCUCAGGGGGUGAGGAGCCCCCGCUGGUGGCAGGAGGGGGCAACUAUGCGUAUCCGCCUGUGCAGGAAUUUCCACUGGCUCUGAUUGGGAGCGGCAGGGAACCUAGCGGUGGGAGGGGGAAAAGUGGCAGCGAGGGGCCCGUGGGGGCCGGGGAGGGGGACCGCGCGGAGGGGUUGGGGGCUGCCAAAGUUACCUUCUACCCAGAGCCCUACCCGCUCGUCUAUGGCCCCCAGCUCCUUGCCGCUUACCCUUACAACUUCAGCAACCUGGCCGCUCUCCCGGUUGCUCUUAACAUGGUCCUACCUGACGAGAAGGGUGGGGGGGCCCUUCCCUUCCUUCCAGGGGUCUUUGGCUACGCAGUCAAUCCUCAAGCAGCACCCCCUACUCCCCCAACCCCACCUCCGCCCACUCUUCCUCCACCAGUCCCUCCUAAGGGAGAAGGGGAAAGGGCAGGGCUUGAGAGAACCCAGAAGGGAGAUGUGGGGUGAGCUCUGGGCCCACCUCCCCCCUUUCACCAGAUGCCACCCUCCCCGAACCCCCUGCCACUACCAGCUCCCUGGCUUCCCUGCCCCUUGGGAGCCCCUCCACACUCUUGUGCAGGGACUUGGGGGCCCCUGGAGCUCAGGGGUCAGGCUGCUUUGUGUGAGAUUGUAGUUUUCCCAUCUCCUGGGAAGGGAUCUUGGGUGGUUCCCCUCUCAGUUCUCCUCCAGGGAAUGGCCUCCAUGAGGGGCAGGGCCAGCUCCCAUCCUUUCUCCAGCCCUUGGGGCAACUGAGCAAUAUACUUAUAUGAAUCUCUACUCACGGCCCCCACCAGCUCUGAAUGUCUAACCUACCCUCCUGAUUCGUAAACCCGGGGGGGGGGGGAAACCAUCUCUCUCACCUAGUGACCUCCCCUCAUUCUGAAGCUUUCUCUAAGCCCCUGCCUAGAUGCUUCCUAGCACAUUCCAUUCUUCGUGGCCCAGGGCCUGGACCAGAGCAUUGUGAUACCUGAUACCUGCCCAUCUGGAAGCAUGGCUUCCAUUCUUCGCAGGGGUGGGUUUCUGUGUCCCUGUCUCCUUGGCUUCCAUGCCUUUAGAUCUUCCAUAUUCCUCCUCUCCUAGACUCUGGAGAUGGCCUCUUCCAAUCCAGGUCAAGGAGGUGUUGGGGGGAGGGCUACCCAUCUGUUCCACGGCUGAGCACUUUCCCAGCCCAGGGCAGCACUAAUCUUGGCCCUAUCUUGACCCCCAAAUCCAGUGAGCCCCAGAUUCUUCCAAGGCAAAGAGGUGAGUAGAUCACACCUCUUCCUGCCUCUACCUAUGGCCUCUUCUGGGCUAAAUCAGAUUUGGGGGCCAGGAGGAGGGAGCUCCAUAUGGGACGGGGAAGGGAAUCUACUUUCUCCCUGGUUUUGUUUUGUUUUUUUUUUCCUGAUGGUUUCUCCCAGACUAGACCAAAUAGCCAGAAAAGUGAUGGGGGUUGGAUGGGUGGGUAAGCCCAAGAUUUGCACAUGACCUCCCAUCCUUACCUUUACCUCCAUCUUCCCCAGUGUCGCUUCCCUCACCAUUCACUCCAGGUGGUUUUUGGGGAACCAUCCUACUCCCUUGGUGGGCUUUGGGGUAUCCCCACCAACUUUUCCUCCAGAAUAGCACCUUACACCCCAUCUUUGACUCAGUUCCCCACACCCAAAGAUCCCAGCCUAGGGAUGGGGCGCAGGGACCUUAAACAGUCCCUAAUCCCUAAUUUGCACUAGUUAACCCUGGUCAGGGGUCCGUAUGUUUCCUUCCAGUGGGGGAGUUGAAGAAAUGUUUGCUCCUAAUUCUCUUUGACGACCGGCCGUCCCCACUCUGUGAUUGGAUGAACAUUUCCCAUCCCACCCACCUCCCCCCUCCCAAAAAAAAAACAAAAAACAAACAACAGCUCAGAAGGGGAGAGUCAGUUUGGGGGAGCAAAUCUGAUAAAUGGGAAUUAGAGGAGUGCAGUUUAAAAGGGGGAAAUGCUGCCACCAUUGAGAUGGGAGCUUAAUCCCAGCUACUGUUUUCCGGGGCCAAGAUGGCUGCCCUCUCUCGUGGCUGAAAGGGCAAGAUCAUGGCUUUUGGAGGGAGGUGAGCUUGGGGGAAGGACCAGGAGCAUCCUCCUGCCUCCUCUUACCCUCCUAGUCUACAGGAAGGGGGAGGUUUUUGACAGGCUCCUGAAUGUUAACCACGGAGGAGUGUCAUUCCUUCUCUCCUCCUCUGUCUCUUUGCACUUUUCCUGGUCUUGGCCACAGUCCGAGUGAAGAGUUCCUACUGAAUGUACCAAGUUCCAAUUUUUAAGGGGGUAAAAUGCUUAAAACGGGAAAUGCAAAAAAAAAAAAAAAAAAAAAA
Leptonychotes weddellii (Weddell seal) is the source of this 6152-nucleotide messenger RNA. Lineage: Eukaryota; Metazoa; Chordata; Mammalia; Carnivora; Phocidae. The record is from RefSeq and is a predicted model, not a curated record.